AUAAGUUUGAACAAAACACACAAUUUCUUCUCCGUUACGAGAACAAAAAUGGCUACGCUUGUAGUACCGCAACCGGUCCCUUCGGAGGCUGAAGACUGUGAGAAGCUUCAUAAAUCUAUGCAAGGAUGGGGAACAGAUGAGAAUACUAUUAUAAACAUAUUGACUCAUAGGAAUGGUAAGCAACGUUGUUUGAUUCAACAAACUUAUGCUGAGAAAUAUGGAGUGGAGUUAUCCAAAGCUCUAGAAGACGAACUUUCUGGGGACUUUCUGAGGGCAAUGCUUCUGUGGACACCGCAUCCUGCUGAACGUGAUGCAUGGCUAGCUAAUGAAGCGCUAAUCUUGAAGGAUAACUCCGGCCAUCGUCAUUAUGUAAUAAUGGAAAUCGCUUGUACAAGAACAUCCCGAGGUCUUUUCGAGGUGAGAGAAGAUUACCAUGCCCGCUACAAGAGAUCUCUCGAAGGAGAUGUUGCUUUUCACACAACUGGAGACUUCCGCAAGCUGUUGGUACCUCUUGUGAGUGCUUACAGGUACGAGGGAGCUGAGGUAGAUAUGACAUUGGUAAACCCAGAGGCUACCAUACUUCAUGAGAAAAUCUCUGAGAAGGCUUAUAAUCAUGAGGAGAUCAUCAGAAUUCUAACUACAAGGAGCAAGGCACAACUGAAUGCAACACUCCAACACUAUAACGACCAAUUUGGCCAUCCUAUUAACAAGGACCUGAAGAAAAACCCAAAGGAUGAAUACCUUAGGUUAUUACGAGCCAGCAUAAAAUGCUUGACGUGUUCUGAAAAGUACUUUGAGAAGGCUCUGCGACUGUCAAUGAAAGGCCUUGGAACCACGGAGGAGAUUCUGACGAGAGUUAUAGUGACUCGAGCAGAGGUCGACAUGAAGAAGAUAAUGGAACAGUACCAGCUCAAGAAUGGUGUCUCUUUGGCUCAGGAUAUUAAGGGUGAUACUUCUGGUGACUAUUUGGCCACCUUGCUUUCCUUGAUUGAUCAUCAUGCAUGAUACAGAUGCCAACCAUUGACCGCUUAACUUGCAUGCAUACUUGAAUUCUGC
Molecule: messenger RNA, 1056 nt
Organism: Pyrus x bretschneideri (Chinese white pear)
Lineage: Eukaryota; Viridiplantae; Streptophyta; Magnoliopsida; Rosales; Rosaceae
Product: annexin Gh1-like
Exons: 5
Coding region: 49-1005 (318 amino acids)
Cellular component (GO): cytosol; cytoplasm
Molecular function (GO): calcium-dependent phospholipid binding; calcium ion binding
Source: RefSeq, a predicted model, not a curated record